UUUCCUUACAACCUCUCAUCUCAUUUCGCCCCUCACUUCGCUUUCUGGGGCUCUUGCCGCAUCUCAUAUCGUACGAAGCCUUGGGUUCUGCCACAAUUGAUAGAGACACAGUUCAGCCAACGGUCAUGGCUACCGUCGAGCCAACUCCCUCACAGCCGCCAGGUGAACCCUCUGCACCGUCGAGAGGCGCCACUCGUCGGCGUGCCGGUAGGGUUCCUUUUUUCGGUAUUGGAAGAAAUCAGCAACAUCAAUCACCUGAAGCUCCCGUAUCCGCCGAGCCCCAACCACAAUAUCCGACAGGGCAACCCACAAGAGCAAGCUAUCGCAGGAGGAGAUAUGGGAAGGGUAGAGGUGGCAGUGGUGGUAGCGGUGGCAGUUUCGGUAGCGGGUUAUCGUCGAACAGAGAUAUCCAGGAACUGACUGCCGAUCGCAAGAACAGAGUGGAGACUGACGGGAGAUCUCAGGCGUCAGGCUCCACAAAUGAGGAAUUGCACUUCGAUAUGGCUUCUGUGGCGCCUAGCACGUACGGUGGUGAUCAAUCCAUCGAAACCCCUAGCGCUAUAUACGGCGCAGACGAACCCAAUGGAACCCCGUCAUCUGUCCAUAGCCCUUCUGCCACUAGCUCUUCAUCACAAAGUACCGCCCAGAGAGGGAAGGGGAAGGAGAGGGCCGUUAGCGAGACAAACAGCACUACUGAUGAUGGUUCGGUGUCCCAUAGGACCUCGUCUCGAAAGAGCAAUAAACCCAGGGGUCAGCGUUUGCCUCCACACAAGCGGUUCGGGGGGCAUUUGUCUUCCACUGCGGACUCCGACAACUCCGCCUCUACAUCAUCUAAUACCACUGUUGCAUGCUCACCCGAGGAAAACCGUCCAGCUCCGAAGCUCUCUCGCGUACCGCCGCCGAAAGAAUUCGGAGGGCAAUUGACAACAGGUGAGGGCUCCGUGCUUAACGGGAAACUGCGUGCGGAGGCAACGGCGUAUCAGCCCGGAGAGUCGACAGAUCAGUACCUUCCGCCACACCUUCGCGGCGUCCCCAGUAAUGUAGACAGCAGGGAUCUUUAUUCUGACUGGGGGCCCCCAACAACAUUAUACGGUUCCACAGCCGCAAGCGUCAGGUCUAAAAGCACUGCGCCCACUGGGGGACGCGGGCGUGGAAGGGGCGGCCGCCGCGGACCGCAAAUCCCGCACAUUCCGCUGGCUGAUGGUAAGCCAUCUCCUAGAAUCGUAAACAUGAGACCUCAAACCAACGAAUACAAAGGCCCCGAGAACAUUAGCACCAGGACUCAUAGGGAGAUCGCCAGUGGCUCCUACGAGUGCCCUGUAUGUUUCAGCAAUUUAACCAGAAAGGUAAAAGUCUGGAAUUGUAAGUGCUGUUGGGCAGUAUUCCACUUGAAUUGUAUCCAAAAGUGGGCAAAACAAGGCCUGGAGCAGACUCCAGCCGGACCAAUUGGCGCCGACUUUUCGCCGACAUGGAGAUGCCCGGCUUGCAACAAUCAUGAGAAAAUAGUCCCGGCUACCUAUUCUUGUUGGUGCGAGAAAGAGGUCCAACCAGAGGCUACCAACUUUCUCCCCCCUCAUAGGUAUGUGUUACCAUUCCAUGUAACACCGGUUCAAUCACUAACUCCGGUCUCAUAGUUGCGGUCAAACGUGUGGGAGGAAGCGGGGUUUGCCCAAGGACUGUCCCCACGCUUGUGAUCUUCAAUGUCAUGCUGGACCCUGCCCUCCUUGUUCUGCAAUGGGGCCUCGGCAACUCUGCCAUUGCGGCAAGGACGAAAUACAGAAGCGCUGCAUUGACACAGUGUAUGAGGGCGGUUGGAGCUGCGGGCAUACCUGCGGGGACAGCUUGCCAUGCGGCAAGCAUCCAUGUCCAAAACCAUGCCACCCUGGGGUUUGUGGCGAUUGCCAAAUACCGGAGGUGCUUAAGUGCUUUUGUGGAAAUAAUACCAAGGAAGUCAAGUGUAGUGACAAGAAGGAGCCAGUCGAGAGCACGAUCAGCGAUAUCCACGGUGUCGAAAAUUGGUCAGGCUACUGGGAUUGCCAUUCGCUAUGCAACAGGUUUGUACUUCGUUUUCUUGAUGCUAUUAACCCUUACAGCGUGCUGAUGAAGGGAAAUAGGUAUUUUGACUGCGCAAAACAUACUUGUCAAAAGCCUUGCCAUCCUCAGGAUGCGCACCCCGCCCGCUGCCCUCGCUCACCAGACCUUGUCACUCAUUGCCCAUGUGGUAGGACCAAGAUCAGUGAGAUUCUUGAGUCGCCUAGGGCCAAUUGCGAGGCAGAUAUCCCGCUAUGCGACAAGACAUGUGGCAAGACUCUUAGGUGCGGUCAUAGGUGUGACAAAACCUGCCACGAAGGCGAAUGUCCUGUUUGUAUGAAGAUAGUCGAUAUCAAAUGCGUCUGUGGUAAGACCGUUUCAGAGAGCCUGUGCCACCAAGGAGAACCAGGCGAGCCUCCUCAGUGCAUGAGGGCCUGUAAAACGCUCUUGAACUGUGGCAGGCAUGAGUGCACAGAACGGUGUUGCUCUGGAGAAGGAAAGGCUCAUGACCGGCUGGGUUCAAGAAGGAAGAUGAAGCCAUAUAACCCGGCCCAGUCCAACAGUGAUGGAUUCGAAUCGGAGCAUAUCUGCACGCGGCCAUGCGGUCGGCUGUUGAAGUGCGGAACCCACAGCUGCCAGAUGCUCUGCCAUCGUGGGCCAUGCGGUACAUGCUUGGAAGCUAGCUUUGAUGAGCUAGGCUGUAAUUGUGGAAGAACUGUUUUGUCACCUCCGGUUGCUUGCGGCGCAAUACCGCCCAAGUGCGAAUUUCCAUGCACCCGGGAUAUAGGCUGCGGUCAUCCUAAAGUUCCUCACUCAUGUCAUACGGACGAAGUUAAAUGCCCGAAUUGUCCCUACCUUGUGGAGAAGACAUGUCUCUGCGGCAAGAAAGGGGUCAAGAAUGUUCCUUGCUUCAAGAAUACUGUUUCUUGUGGAAUUGAAUGCGGCAAGAAGCUUUCCUGUGGCUCUCACAAUUGCCAUAAGGUUUGUCAUCCCAGUGGAGGCUGCGAUGAGUCUUGUACGCAACAGUGUGGAAAGGCCAAAUCUUGUGGGCAUCCCUGCUUGGAAGCGUGUCACGCGCCAUUCCAAUGCCCGGAGGACAAGCCAUGCUCUACCACGAUUCAGCUCGCUUGCGCCUGCGGGGGGUUGAAGCAAGAGACUAGAUGCUGUUCUACCAAAACUAACCCUACUGGGAAUAAGAAAGAGCUGAAGUGUAAUGGCCAAUGCCGCGGCCGACGUAUGGCACUUGCUUUCGGACUCGACCCAGAUCGCGAACCUAUCCCUUCUUACUCUGAAGGAACUCUCUUUCACUAUGCCAAAGACAGGAAGUGGUCGGCUCUUAUCGAGGAGAAGUUUAGGGGUUUUGCUGAGUCAGACCAGAAGCGGUACAUUUUCGGCCCAAUGAAGAGUGGCCAACGUGCUUUCUUGCACUCCCUUGCAGAGGAUUACGGAUUCCAGAGUGAGUCGCGGGAUCCUGAGCCCUACAGGAGUGUCACUCUUUUCAGAGGAUCCAAUAACGGUGCACCCCCAAAGAAGACUAUUGCAGAAUACAUCGCCUCGAAGCCAAAUUCUGUCCCGACUAGCACCCCAGUCUCUAUUCAGCAGCUUAAAAAACCCCAACGACAGCCCUACAAUGCUAUCAUCUUACAGAGUAUCAAAAUCGGGCUUUUGGAUUCCGAAGUUGAAAGAGAGUUAGAGCCAGUCCUUGGGGACACUCAACUCCGCUUUAACCUUCACUGGUCCGGUGGCGACGACGUCUUGCUUGUCCCCAAGGCCAGCUCGUUAGGCAAAGACCAAAUCGAAGUCGAACUCGCCGACGUCCUGAUUCCCCAACUCAAGCGUCUUAUUGCCAAGAACGGCUUGGCAGAUAAAGUUGAACUAUGCCUGGUCGGAAAAGAAGGGCAGAUAGUCAAUAGAGAGAGUCAGCCCAAGUGGUCUCUCGUCGUCGGAAAAUCAUCCUCUGCUGGGGCAAAGCUCCCUAUUCAGGCGAGUAUUGGGACGAAGAGCAGGUUCGACUUAGAGCACGGAAAGGCCGAGUUGGCACGUAAGAGUGCGGAGAGCCUUAAGAUGAAGGAGAAAAAGAAGGAGAAGGAAGUUGAUGUUGUGGAUGAUUGGGAGACGGCGGCCGAUAACGAGACGGAUGCUGUCGGCGGCGUUCCGGCUUCGGCUGUGAAUAUGGAGGCUAACACGGGGGAGGAGGUUGAGGGGCGGGUGUGAAUUUCCCAUUGUGGGUCUCUUUGAUCAUUCCGGAUCCCAUUGGGCUUCUGAGAGCGCUGUUACAUUCAUACCUUUGCACUGUUUCUUGCUUAUUUCUUACCUGCUCUAUUAGUCUCUCUUUCAUUUUUUCAUUUUCCAUCCUUGCACCUUGCGCUUUACCCGGGGGAAGGAGGAUAUCGCUUCACUUUUUUACGAUCCCACAAUACCACUGUACACCAAUGACCUUUUUCUUCUUCCCCUUCUCUCUCUUUUUAGCUCAACUAUUCUUCAUGCUUUACCUUAUUUUCAUAUUUUUCAUCCAAAAUUUCAGGUGUAUAUUAGAGGCGCUGGCGGGGUGUACUUUUCACAUUUACAAGGGUGGCGAGACAGUGAAUGGAUGGAUGGGAAAGGUUUUUAGCUUAAUUCUAGCUAACUUUUACUCC
This is a messenger RNA of Tuber aestivum (summer truffle), 4667 nucleotides long. The record is from the annotation of a GenBank genome assembly. NCBI's taxonomy places the organism in Eukaryota, Fungi, Ascomycota, Pezizomycetes, Pezizales, Tuberaceae.